AUUACAUGAUUACAGUAAUUCCGUACCUUGUGCCCGGGGCCUCAGUGUAUUGCUACUGCUACUGCUACUGUUGUUGUUGUUGUUGUUGUUGUUGUUGUUGUUGUUGUUGUUGUACGGUGGUCAGUGUUUGACUCAAAAGUCCAACUGUAAUUCAGAGCCUGAGAGCAUUUGUUUUGUGUAUGCAUUUGAAACAACGUUGACAACCGUACCAACUAUUUUUUCCUAUUUUGAAUAUUUUAUUGUGUGUACACGUUGGUGCUGAAAAGUGAUUCUAUUUUCCAUUUGAUCGCCGUCAAUUAUGUGAUUGGCUGCAACAAAAAAGGCUUUUACAUCUAAAACAAUCAAUUAACGCGAAUUUCGAAAUGCAAUUUCCUCAUCAUUAGUUUUGAUAUUCCGUGCAUGGCCAUAAUUUGUUCUAUCUUUCGUUUAUGAACAAUUUUACAUCCGCAUUUUUGAUGGAUCUAUAUUUGUUGAAGCGUUCGUAUUUUAUCAUCCUGAACUAUGUGAGAGUGAGCGCGCGCACACGCAUCGCGAUUCUCUCCCGAUUCAAUCAAGUCACAAUAAACAUAAUGAAAGGCAAUGACAAUCAAGGAACAUUUUUCGUCGCGCUAAACAAAGAACCGAGAAUGAACUCUCAGCGUGUUUAUCGUAGUAUAGGGAAGAACUACGUAGUAAAUCAUUCUCACUUAAGCAAUCGUCAUCGUGUGCGAGUGUGAAUUUUUUUUGUUCUGUUCUGUGAUUGCCAAACAACAAACCAAAAACAAAAGCGAAUGAGCACCAAUCAAAAUGUGACGGCUGACUUUCAAUACAAACAAAUUGUGACGACGCAGUAAACAAUUGAAAUGGGCCGCAAAAGCGAGUGUGUGUGUGUGUAGUUUUGUUGUUACACAUCAAAAUAAUGCAAUUAUAUCGAAUUAUCAUUGUAAACGAUUCCGUUUGAGUGAUAUCAUGAAUUGAAUCGGCUGAUCAAACAGAAAUUCACCUUUAAAAAAUAGCUUUUUACAUAGACUAAACAAGCUUCAACUUGAAUUGAACGAGUACUUCUUUUAUUGUAUCAAAUGACCCGUUCUCAAUUCGAAAUAAAAGAAAUUCUCUCAGUGAAUUUAUUGGAAAACUUUAAAAUCAAUAAAAUGAUGAUGAAAAAAAAACGAAACAUUUCUCGCGGCAUCGAGAUUCCCUUCAUCUGUAGGUCUAGCCUUGGAUCCUGCACAAACGCGAGGUUAUGCAAUAUCUAUCGUCUAUUACGCGAUGUAUAGUAUAGUUGAUUCGGGAUUGUCAUUGUCAUUGCAAAUAGGUUCAAACACAUGUUUAACAGCAUUGGUUGAAUGCAAUGUUUCAACAAACAAUCUCGUAGUUGCCGACGACGACGACGACGACAACAACGGCAACGACGACUCAAAGUGCCUCUUAACUCAGUCGCCACACGUUUUUCCUAUGCACUUUUGGUGCUUUGACUAUACCCACAGAGUCAAAGCUAUACCAUACUAUAGAUUCAAUAAAUUCCUAUAGUUGCCAAGAUCGAAUCAUGCAAUUUUCAUUCAGUUUCAAUUUAAUUCAGAGCUCACUUUCAUUUCGUGCUGCCUGGUGGUGGAAGUGAACUAACGAAAUUUUGCGUUGAAACAACAACAAUCUUUUUUAUUUCCUCUUCUCCGACGUUUUCGGUCUUGAUUUAAUCGUAAACUGUAGAUUUGUGUGUGACGUAUUUGUUUCAUUUUGCGUGUUUGUCUAGCAAUGAAGUUUAGAACCGCAAACGAAGUGAAUGUGGUUUAUACAAUUUCAACAAUCUCCGCCGCAUGAAAUUGUGUAUAAUAUAUUUUUUUUCGCUUCUAUGUAUUGAUAUGCGUGUGUUUGAUGUGUUGUGUGUGUGUGUGUGUGUGUGACUGUGUCCGUUUUUGUAAUGCGUGCGGUAUAAGUGUAUAUUUUUAGUCAUUUCAAAUGGAAAUGUGCGCUCAAUUCGGAGACAAAACAAAGUCAUCGUGUUUUCUGUUAGUACGUCACCAAUAGAAUUUGAUAAGGAAAUCUAGUAAAAUAGAAACACACACAAAAUUUGAUCAUCAGCCCGAAGAAAAUAUAUAGCAAAAUCCAACAGAAAUUAUGAUCGGUUUGGAUGAUUAUGAUGAAAUAUCGGAGUCAACGAGCGAAUUACCGGAAAAACCGUUGAAAGAAUGGCGACGCAAAUUCGAAGCGGCCAGUUUAGAGUCGCCAAAUUUAAUGCAAUAUUUUCAAGCUGCCUCACCAUUUUUCUUCACCAUCGACCAAACAGCUGAAUAUUCCGAUCUGGCCAGAUGUAGUUUUGAUGAGCAAGGUGCAAAAAAUGCGAUCAUCGAUGUUCUUGAGGAGUUUAUAUUCGGCGAUAAUCCAGAAACGGUGCUGGCCAAAAUCCGUGGCGAAGAGAAUGCGUCGACCGUUUGUGGGCGAGUGUUCAAAAUGAACGAACCAUUUUACAGUUGUCGCGAAUGCGGCAUGGAUCCAACUUGCGUACUAUGCGUGAAUUGUUUCAAACAGUCAGCACAUCGUCAUCACAAGUACAAGAUGGGAACCAGUGCGGGCGGGGGAUGCUGCGAUUGUGGCGAUAACGAGGCAUGGAAACAAGACCACUACUGUGAUGAACACAAACAGGGAAGCGAAAAGAUGUUACAAAGUAAUUUUAUAACAGAACGAAUGCGGGAUCGUUGCAAAAUUGUAUUCGACGCAAUUUUGAAUUACUGCGUGAGAUCGUUGAAAAUCGAAGCGAAUGGCAGCAUCAAAAACAUGGAUUCACAAAAUGAAGACGUCUAUUGUACAGUGUUGUACAACGAUGAAACGCAUACGUUCGAUCAAGUGAUUAACACGUUAACACGAAUUGUUGGAUGGCAGCAAAAAGACGCCGUUGAAUAUGUGUCAACAAUCGAUCGUGAAGGUCGAGCCGUUGUUAAGUGUUCGACAUUCAGUUCGUGUAUGAAACUGAAGAAUGACAUUGAAAAUCAGUCGAUGCGAUCGACGGUUGCAAUCAAACCGACCGUUCUGAAAGUUGCUGUGCUCCACAAAAACGAUGUCGCCUAUCAGCAAUUUUCGCUGCAAUUGUUGGCCUGGUUUCAAGAAUUUCUCACACGUCAUGCCGUUUUUCGGUUUUUAUUCUGCGAAAUAUUGAAACAAAGCACCGAUUACAGUCUUCGUGAAAUUCUAACCAAUGAUUCGAUGCUAUGGAAAACGGCACGAACCAGUUGGCACCAUCUCCUGAUAUCUGGCAUGCUGAUGGAAUACGAAAACAAAAAGACACUUGCGGUUAUGUUCACCCGACAAUAUACACGAAUUAUGCAAGAUUUCAUUUGCCAUGAUGAUCAUGAUCACUCAUUUUCGAUUGUCUCGAUGAGCGUGCAACUGUUUACGGUGCCAUCGAUAGCCCAACAUCUGAUUGCGAACGAAGACGCAUUCUACAAGCUAAUGUACACAUUCUAUUCGGAAUCAAUAGAGAAAUAUGUGAAGAAGAAGGUGCUACAAUUCACACGAAACGCCGGCAAUAUGAACAUUUUUAAGCGGGCCGCAUUCAUUUUGUACGACAUCAAGUACAUUUUGAGCUUCAAACCGGCCGUUUGGACGGAUGGAUUGCGUUCGAAUUUCUUGCACGGUGUGCAGAUGCUGAUUCGAUUGUUGCGCGAAAUGCAAGGCAUGGACAGUGUAUUCCGUCAAACGGGCCAGCACAUGGAAUACGAACCGGAAUGGGAAUCCGCAUUCAAUUUGCACAUCAAAUUAGCGCCGGUGAUUUCGUUGGUGCUGGAUUGGUGCAGCAGUGAUCGUAUCGUACUGAUCAAAGUCUACCGAAUGGUGAUGAGUGCACUCACCGAAACCGAUUUUAUUGUGUCACAAACGACGUCGGAGAUCAAAGAGUUGGCCGAUCACAGCGUCUGGUGCUUGAUGUACGAUGUGGGCUCGAAACCGGUUUCAAUCCAUUUACCAUUAUCACGAUUUUUUGCCGGUCUAUAUUUGCACCUAGAAAAAUUCAAUUUAACCUUUGAUACAGUUCCCGUGAAGAAAUUGAAACCGGAUCAAACGAUCGAACCCAAACCCGAUCAAAUUAUCGAACCGGUUCUUUGUACCCUAACAAUGGUUGCUCAAGUACAUGCUGGAAUGUGGCGCCGAAAUGGCUACUCGCUAUUGAAUCAAUUGUAUUUCUAUCGGAACGUUAAAUGCCGUGCUGAAAUGUUGGAUCGAGACAUUGUAGCCCUGCAAAUUGGUGCAUCACUCAUUGAAAGCAAUGAAUUUUUGAUUCAUGUCGUAAAUAAAUUCAAUUUGAUCAAUUGGGCCAGUCCAGACUAUGAACAAACAUCACUUCAGAAUCCGGAAGAGGAUAGCAUUCGUCAGGUCAUUAACAUGGUUGAUGAACUGCUCGAAUUGAUAAUCGUAAUCGUUGGUGAACGUCAUGUUCCCGGUGUUGGUAUGGUCACGGAAGAAGAUAAAAUCAAAAAGGAAAUCAUUCAGUAUCUUUGCAUAAAACCAUAUUCACACUCGGAACUGAGUCGAACACUGCCCGAUUGCCAGAAUGAGGAAGGCAUCGAGGACAUUAUUGAUAGCGUUGCUGUAUUCAAAAAACCGACACAAUCCGAUAAGAUGGGCGUUUAUGAAUUGAAACCGCAAUAUUUUGAUGAUUACAACAUGUACUUCUAUCACUACACAAAGGAGGAAAAGAGCAAAUCCGAGGAAGAGCAACGGAAACGACGAAAAGCCAAAAAAGAAUUGGUUUGCUGUCCACCACCAAAACUGCCACAACUUACACCAUUGUUUAGUAUGUUGGCGAAUUUACUUCAAUGCGAUGUCAUGUUGCUGAUUAUGCACACCGUUUUAAAGCGUGCCAUCGACUUAAAGGCCAGAAGCUUUUCGGAGAGCCAUUUGCAAAAGGUGCUGCAUUUGAUUGGAUAUGCGGUGCAAGAGCAAGAAAGCAGUGCAUAUCCAUUUUUCACCUUUUAUGAACGUGCUGCCAAAUGGGAUAUAUUGCCAUUGAUGGAGGAGUUAAUCAAUAGUCCAAGAGUUGAAGCUCACCGUGACCUGAUCUUGUGGACGGUUCGUCGAUACAAAACGUUGCAACAAUCCGAUAACCAGCAGAUGGAAAGUGAAGAAACGGCCACCGGUAGCGGUGAACAUUCGGGUGAUCGUAGUGCUGCUGAGGCGGAAAAGGCCGAAAAAGAAGAUCGUGCCCGACUAGCAGCUGAACGUCGUGCAAAAAUCAUGGCACAAAUGGCAAGUGCGCAAAAGAAUUUCAUGUCGUCGAAUGCUAAGUUGUUUGAGGCCACCGCUACUGCGGUGCAGGACAAGAACGAAUCGGCCAUGGAAUGGCAAGAAGAAGAAAAUAAUCAUUUGGCGAAGCAAAUAUGCUUGGGUCCAAAUCGAAAACAUCAUUUUGUCGAAGACUUGAUGGUUACGUGUAUUCUGUGCUCUGAAGAUGCAGUCGUAAGCAAUGGCCCAUGCAUGGUUUACUCGGCAUUCGUUCAAAAAUCCCAUGUUUUGCUACCGCUCGACACAAUUUCCUAUCCACACACCAGUUCAUGUGGCCAUGUGAUGCAUGCCAGUUGCUGGAAAGAGUAUUUCAACAAUGAAGUGUUGAAGGAAAAUCGCCGACCAAAUCGAAACCGACAGUCCGGCAUGACAACCGAUAAGAAAGAGUUUUUGUGUCCAUUGUGCAGAUGCUUGAGCAAUGCAGUGAUUCCAAUUUCACCGGCUCUAUCUCGCAUUUUGCCAUCACAACAGUCAGAGUCCGGCAGCACUCAAACGAACGAUGACAUUGAACCGAUGCCAUUCGAUAAGUGGUUGUAUUUCAUGCAAAAUUACAACGGUGCUUUGCAGCUGAUCACCGAUAUGCCCGAGAUCGGAGACGAUAUCGUCACAAAACUUCCCGAUUUGGAAUCAAUUGUCAAGGAAUUCACAAGCAUUGAAGCGUUUGUUAAACUCGCACCGCCAACUUCACGCGAACUCUUGCCGACCGAGCUUCUGGAGUAUGUGAGUGAAUUCGCAAAUUCAGCCAAACGAGCCGCUCCGUAUACGUCUGCCGAUGAAAAAGCCGAACCACAUCUUGUCACAUGGAUUUCGUGCUCGUAUACAAUUCAAACAUUGGAGAUGUACUUGCGUGCGCUGAACAAACCGAUGAAAGGACAAAUGUCGAUUCGGCAAACGAGCUGCUUAUCGGGACUGAUUCGUGAGAGUGGAUUGCUUGUGACCACCAUUUCCGAUGAUAUUGCCGCUAAAUUACUUGCUUUGCUACGCAGUCAAUUAUCCACCCUGUUUAUGAACAGCAGCAGUUGCUUCAUCGAAUGGGAUCUAUUCCGAAUGUUGGUCACAUUCAUCUUUAUCACACCAUCGGUUUUGUAUGCCCGAACACGACAGUGUAUCGUUCCAAAUGGCACUUUGCUCGAGCAUUAUCUGCUGAAAACCAUUUUCCUGGCACUAAUCACAAAGAUUCUGGUGUUGCACAACAUUGAUGAGAGUGUCAAGGCCGAAGAAGAUGCAUACAAUUACUACAUGGAUGUCGAAGAGAGCACCGUAACCUCGAACGCAGCCUCAGAAGACAAACAAACACCAAGUGAAACGGAAAGUAGCAGCAACUCGGAAACAGAUGUGCUCAUUGAAUUCUAUAACAAUCACAAUUUCUAUGUGAUCGAUGCACGUGAUGCCGGCGUCGCACCGCCAGCUGCAAACAAAACCCAGAAACAACUAAAAGAGUUCAUUAUGAAGGCGAUCCGUGAUGAGAGUCGGAUAUUUUUGCGCUGUGCAUGCUUGUUAUUCCAACAUCUGACCGACAUUGAUUUGCCCGAUGAGAUGUUCGAUUCGGACGGUGAUCGAUUUGAGGUGAUGUGCGAGUACCUGGGCUUGAGCAGCGAUAUCGAAACUUACCUGAAAUGUGAUAGUAUCAAUUCAUUCAUGAGCAAUUUGGCAAUGCAUCCAGACAUUGAACAGUUCCGAACGAAGCAACGGGCUGAAUUAACAACGGUGUUGGUGCCAUGUGUGCCACCCGUGCGAAAAUUGGUCGAUCUACCAACGGAUUACAGUGAUCUAAUCAAUACAGUGCUUACAUUUUCGUGUCCAAACAAUGAUCGCGAUGAAUCAUCACGUAAUCCGACAAUGUGUUUGGCCUGCGGAGUGACUCUAUGCUCAAUGACCUACUGUUGUCAGUACGAGAUUGAAGGAUCAACGGUGGGCGCGUGCACAUAUCAUGCACAUGAAUGUGGUGCCGGUGUUGGUAUAUUCCUGCGCAUCAGAGAAUGUGAUGUGCUACUGUUGGGCGUGAACAAAGGCUCAUUUGUACCACCGCCCUAUCUCGAUAAGUAUGGCGAAACCGAUCAAGGUCUUCGACGCGGUAACCCAUUGAAAUUGUGUCCAGAACGAUAUCAAAAGCUCAAUUUGCUUUGGCUUAAUCACGGUCUUCACGAGGACAUCGCUCGUUCGGCUGAAUCCAUCAACAAUGUCAUACCAACCCAAUGGCAACAUCUAUAGUUAUCGAUGGAAAAUCAUUCAUUUUGUUCGUUGUGAUGAAAAUUUUUAACAAAAAAAAAAUGAAAAUAAAUCGUAAUCAAUUUGCAAAUAAUAUCCAAAAUGGAUCUAGAAAAAAAAUUGUUAGAAAAAAAAAAACACAUACACACAAGAAAGACUGCGGUCAAUAACUGUAAAAUAAAGCUAAAGAAAAUUGAAUUUUGUUUAUAGGAACAAAAAGGUGAAGAAGAGUAAUUAGUUAAUAAAAUCUCAUGUUUACUUUUUGCAAUUAUUGCACAAAACAACAAUUUUGCCCGAAUUAAUUAGAAACAGAUUGAACAAAAUCGAUGCAUUUUCUCAUCGCACGCAGCUAUAGGAAACUUACGUGUUCUAUAAGAUUUUAUUUUUUUUUAUUCUUUUUUCAUUAUCUCCUAAUCUCUUUUAUUUUACUUUUGAUUUUAUGACUUAUAGUUUCGAGAUUGUGGCUCUUCUUUAACCAAUAUUAGUUUAAGAUCUGGUGAAAUGACUUGAAGUAUUUCACAAAUCCAAUCUUUUGUCCUCUCUGCUCUCAAUUUUCUAAGAAUUUGUAGAUGAUGAUGAUGAAGAAAAAAAAGCAUGUAGAGUGGCCAAAGUAGCAAAUAAUCACGUUUACUUUAAAAAUAUUGCUAAAACAGAUGAAGAAUUAAAGAGAAAAAACAUACAUAUAUAUAUAUAUAGAAAUCGUAAGUCGGUUGGCCUAUGGCACAAGCUAAAAAGUUGUUUUGUAUAUUUAAAACAAAAUAUAUAUUAUAAAUGAAA
Molecule: messenger RNA, 8235 nt
Organism: Sitodiplosis mosellana (orange wheat blossom midge)
Lineage: Eukaryota; Metazoa; Arthropoda; Insecta; Diptera; Cecidomyiidae
Gene: Ubr1
Product: E3 ubiquitin-protein ligase UBR1
Exons: 7
Coding region: 2095-7461 (1788 amino acids)
Biological process (GO): protein ubiquitination; ubiquitin-dependent protein catabolic process via the N-end rule pathway
Cellular component (GO): cytoplasm; ubiquitin ligase complex
Molecular function (GO): ubiquitin protein ligase activity; zinc ion binding
Source: RefSeq, a predicted model, not a curated record